Molecule: messenger RNA, 2167 nt
Organism: Scatophagus argus
Lineage: Eukaryota; Metazoa; Chordata; Actinopteri; Scatophagidae
Gene: arsk
Product: arylsulfatase family, member K
Exons: 9
Coding region: 253-1812 (519 amino acids)
Source: RefSeq, a predicted model, not a curated record
AGUGAUGUCAUUGGCCACACAUGGGCACCUCAGCCAAUGACACGCGGCUGAGGGAGGAGCAUGCGCGUUGCCCCGCCUUCACCAGGUCCAGUUUUCGGAACAGGAUUGAACCGCUUUGAACAAUGGGUGGAAACUUAAGAAAAGCUACAAAGAAACACCCAAUAAAACGCAUUUCUGCCUUGAAAAUUUCUAACAAAGCUGCGGACACAUCGUCAUCGCCAUAUUGCAAGGAGGUGAAACGCUGUCGGGAAUAUGAAAGUGUUGGCUCUGACUUUUCUGUUUCAAAUGUUUGGUCAAAGUUUGUGCCAAAAUGGAACCAGACCCAACAUUGUGAUGGUGAUGAGUGAUGCAUUUGAUGGGCGAUUAACCUUUGAACCUGGCAGCAAAGUUGUGCAGCUGCCAUUUGUGAACUACCUCAGGGAGCUUGGUACCACAUUCCUCAACGCUUACACCAACUCACCGAUCUGCUGCCCGUCAAGAGCAGCAAUGUGGAGUGGUCAGUUUGUCCACCUCACGCAGUCAUGGAACAACUACAAGUGUCUCGAAGCUAAUGCAACAACAUGGAUGGGUUUGCUGGAGGCGAAUGGAUAUCUUACUAAGAUGCUGGGCAAGCUGGACUACACCUCAGGGAGUCACACUGUCAGUAACCGAGUUGAGGCCUGGACACGUGAUGUUCAGUUCCUUCUGAGCCAAGAGGGCCGACCAGUUACGCAACUUGUUGGCAACAUGUCAACAACAAAGAUCAUGAGAAAAGACUGGAACAACACGGAGAAGGCUACGCAGUGGAUCCACCAAAGAGCUGCAUCUUCACACCAGCCCUUUGCUCUUUAUCUUGGCCUCAAUUUACCACAUCCAUAUAACACCAAAUCGCUGGGGCCCACAGCAGGAGGAUCCACCUUCCUUACCUCACCAUACUGGCUAGAAAGGGUGUCGUCUGAGCUCAUCACUGUACCUAAAUGGUUGCCCAUGGCUGCCAUGCACCCUGUUGACUACUACUCCACCUUCACCAAAAACUGCAGUGGUGUUUUCACUGAGGAGGAAGUCAAAAGCAUUAGAGCCUUCUAUUAUGCCAUGUGUGCUGAAGCUGAUGCCAUGCUGGGUCAAGUGAUUUCAGCCCUGAGAGAGACUGGCCUGCUUAACAACACUGUUGUGAUCUUUACGGCUGACCACGGAGAGCUGGCCAUGGAGCACCGGCAGUUCUACAAGAUGUCAAUGUUUGAAGGCAGUUCCCAUGUUCCCCUGCUGAUCAUGGGACCUGGAAUGACAUCUGGCCUGCAGGUCAACCAGCUUGUGUCUUUGGUUGAUCUCUAUCCUACUGUUUUAGACAUUGCUGGUAUUUCAGCAGUAGGUACCCUCAGUGGCCACUCACUCCUUCCUCUGCUGUCCAAGGCCAGCACUUACAAGAAGCAGCAUCCAGACUGGGUUCUGAGUGAAUAUCAUGGUUGUAAUGUCAACGCCUCCACAUACAUGCUUAGAAGUGGCCGGUGGAAAUAUAUUGCCUAUGCAGAUGGCCUGAGUGUCCCCCCACAGCUUUUUGACAUAACAUUGGACAAGGAGGAACUUCACAAUGUAGUUCUCAAAUUCCCAGUUGUGCAGGCGUAUUUGGACAAGCUCUUGCGUAGCAUUGUAGACUAUCCAAAAGUCUCAUCAACUGUCCACCUCUACAAUAAAAAAUCAUUUGUUGCCUGGCGGGACAGUUUGGGCAGGAACUACAGCGAGGUCAUUGCUAACCUCAGGUGGAACGUGGAUUGGCAGAAAGAUGCGUUAGCCAAUGAGAGAGCUAUUGACAAGUGGCUCUAUGGCUCUGUGUGAUUUUUUUUUUUAAUGGUUAUAUAAUGAGCUGGACUCAAACAAGAACUUGGACUUUUAUGCUCACAACUGGAGCAUCUCAAAGUAUCGCUUUUUUAAUGCCCUGGGCUCACACUUUGGCAAAAUCUAGACUUUUACUGAUAUGACACAUAACCACACAAACAUGGACACAGACUACCGGUGGGACUUUACAUGACAUAGAUUAACUUUCUUCCUUUGUUCAUUUCCAAGUUUCAGAGUCAGAAUCAGAAUUCCUUUAUUUAUCCCCGAAGGGAAAUUCUUUUUCGUACAGACAUUGCACUUGCAGUAUUCCCGACCAAGAAAGAAAAGUGAAAGGUAUAAAAAUAGGAUAAACAAA